Molecule: messenger RNA, 663 nt
Organism: Lottia gigantea (owl limpet)
Lineage: Eukaryota; Metazoa; Mollusca; Gastropoda; Lottiidae
Exons: 4
Biological process (GO): signal transduction; activation of GTPase activity
Molecular function (GO): GTPase activator activity
Source: RefSeq, a predicted model, not a curated record
AUGGAGAAACGAAAGAAAGGAACAUGUGGCUGGUUGAAGAAACAGGGUGGUGUAAUGAAAACAUGGCAUAGGAGAUGGUUUGUUCUAAAUGGUAGUGUGUUGUUUUAUUUUACACGACCAGACGAGACCAAGUCACAAGGAUCGUAUUUUUUAGAUGGACAGAGAGUUAUAGUACAUUCACCUAAUCCAGAUGACCCUGAUAAAUAUACAUUUGAGAUUGUGGCUAGUAAGUUAUGUAAAUAUGCUAGAUCUGAUACAGAGAGUGUUUUAUUAUGUGCAGCAUCUGAUGAAGAAAGAAAACUAUGGGUGAAAUCUCUCACUUGGGCUCUGUAUGGUGGUAAAGGGGGUGCUAUAUUUGGUCAUUCUAUAGAAGACACUAUGAAAUAUGAACAUAAACAAUUCCGCUCUGUACCAUUAAUAGUUGAGCUCUGUGUAGAAUAUUUAUUAAAACAUGGCCUCGAAACUGAAGGAUUAUUCAGAUUACCUGGGAGAACAGUUUUAAUCCGUGAACUGAAAGAGAAGUUUGACUCUGCUGAUAGAGUGUCAUUAGAAAGUUUAGAAGUUGAUGUUCAUACCGUAGCUUCUCUAUUAAAACAUUAUCUUAGAGAACUACCCGAAUCUAUAGUGCCUUGUGAAUUCUAUCAGAAGUUUAUGAACAUUGCC